AUGAUGGGACAGAUUGUCUCACGAUUUUGGUUUUUCCUUCUGGGUUCAAUUGUUCUAAGUGGAGUUCAAGGUGACUGUCAAGAAGCCCCCGAAAGCCGGCGCAAUCUGGAGAUACUGUUCAUCAACAGCUGGAGCCACUUUUACUGCAAGAUUCCGCACGAUGGGAGGCUGCACAACAGGACAAUUUCUCGAUCUCCUUUACCAGCGACCAUACAUUCAGAGAAGCAAAAAGAAUGUCUCGAAAAUUUCAACGAAAACAAUCCCGUCAUAAAGAGGGUCUUCCGACCGGUGCAAGAGUGCAUCCGAGCGCAGCAAAAAGAAAGCAACACUCGAAGAAAAACCGAUUGUUUUUCGGAUCGAAGUCCGUCAAGCCUCACUCCAGAGCUUCGAAAACUUAUGAUGUCCCUCGUGAAUGUUUCUCACAAGUGCUGUGAAUACUUCCCAAAGGAAUCCUACACUGUUGCAAAGAGGGAGCAAUUCAUAAGCCGACGAAAAAACAGAUUCAGCGUCUGUAUGAAGCGAAGAUUCGACUUUCUCCUCAAUCAGUUCAACCAAAAAUACGACGUCACCAAGCAACUUGAUUCCCUAAAGCUAGUAAACAACCCUUAA
Messenger RNA from Oikopleura dioica, 609 nucleotides. The record is from the annotation of a GenBank genome assembly. NCBI's taxonomy places the organism in Eukaryota, Metazoa, Chordata, Appendicularia, Copelata, Oikopleuridae.